GUCUCUCUUCUCUUUUUGUUGUUGUUAUACAACAAACCUACCCAGUAAAAAGUCAUGGGGUGUAUGAGGUUCAAAAUCUUUCUUCUUGGGAUUUUGCUCUCUUUCGUUGCUCUUGGUGACUCCUUUGCUGAUGUCCACCAUGCAAUCGAGAUGGUAGGCAGCAAUAGUAAGGCAACUGGUGGUGAUAAGGUAUUCCUUGAUGAGACUGGGACAGCUACCACAUUAACCAGAAGCAAGUGGCUAAGAGGAAGGAAGAUGGGUGCAAAAGAUGAGGUGGAGAAGACACCUGAGGUGGAAGCGAAGGGCCCAAUGAACACAGGAAAGCCUAGGAACUCUUCAAAGAAGUUAUUGAGGUCAUCAAGAAUGAACGAACAUGACAAGGAUAAUAUCUCCUCGCCGGAGGCGAACCCAUCAAUAGCAGUCAGCAUGAAUUCUAAAGGGAGUUCCCAUGGGAGCCUAAAACACUCAAGUAAUCAAGAACGCUGCCCCCAAGUCUUUGUAACAUCCUCAACUCAUGGUAGCUUGGGAUUACCACCAGGGGGAGCAUUAUCAGCCUCCCAUGGAUCUCAUGAUGCAUUUCAGACAAUUGAUAUACAAAAACAUCAAGAUGCAGUGACUGAGAUGUUCAACAUGCUGAACAAAGAUUACGCAGCGAGGGCCCGUCGCAAGCCUCCAAUCAACAAUGAUAUACCACUAAAGGAUAUUGAUGUGGAACCCUAGCUAGUUGUAUGAACGGUAUUUUAGAUAGGGUGACCUCUCUUCUACUUCUUAUUAUUACCCUUACUUAGAUAAACAGGGCCUAGGUUAGAUUUGUUUUUGGCUAGUCAAUAAUAGAAACCCAGACAUAUAUAAGCUGUUCAAUAUAUAAUGCCUCUAAGCCUCCUAGUCCAGUCUUGGUUACAUUGAAACAUCUACUGAGAAUUGGGCAAUUUUGGCCAUAAGUGAGGUUGAGGUUUGUACUAAGUCUCCAACUUUAGACUUGAAAUGUUAGAUAAUUCUGAAUA
Phoenix dactylifera (date palm) is the source of this 1004-nucleotide messenger RNA. RefSeq lists its product as uncharacterized. NCBI's taxonomy places the organism in Eukaryota, Viridiplantae, Streptophyta, Magnoliopsida, Arecales, Arecaceae. The record is from RefSeq and is a predicted model, not a curated record. Gene Ontology annotation, molecular function: growth factor activity. Gene Ontology annotation, biological process: regulation of root meristem growth.